Messenger RNA from Paecilomyces variotii, 1079 nucleotides. RefSeq names its product 50S ribosomal protein L24. Gene Ontology annotation, molecular function: structural constituent of ribosome. Gene Ontology annotation, cellular component: mitochondrial large ribosomal subunit. The transcript has a single exon. NCBI's taxonomy places the organism in Eukaryota, Fungi, Ascomycota, Eurotiomycetes, Eurotiales, Thermoascaceae. The coding region runs from base 116 to 781 and encodes 221 amino acids. The record is from RefSeq and is a predicted model, not a curated record.
CCUUCAACCGUCUCCCAAAAGUCCAAGUCAAAGGGCUCGGCUACGCCUUCUUUUAUCUUGUGAGAUCCUUUUUCUUGUGAUGGUUGAGGCCUAGUCCUCUACUUUGAUCGUCACAAUGGCAGGCCUCACUACCAGCAUGGGUCUCUCAUUCCCGUCUUCCAUCACCGCGGCCUUCCGCGGUCUCUCCUUGACAUCGAAGCGCUCAUUCUCCACGACUCUGUCGACGCAAAAGACCAAACAACUGCCCGACUACAUUCCUCCGUACCCAUAUGGACCCAAUUACAUCUACAAACAAUCCAACAGCGGUCUGUAUGGGGGUACUAUGAUCCAAUUCGGAAACAAGAUUUCGCAAGGAAGAAAUCACGGGCGGACGAGGCGGUCAUGGAAGCCAAACGUGCGACGCAAGAAGAUACACAGUGAAGCUCUCGGAGAGGAUCUCUACAUCAAGGUUACCCGCCGGGCCUUACGAACGAUAUACAAGUCGGGUGGAUUGGAUAACUACCUUCUGGAUGACCGACCAGGAAGGAUCAAGGAACUCGGUGUUUUUGGUUGGCAGUUGAGGUGGAGGAUUAUGCAGACGCCAAAGAUCCAAGAGCAGUUCAGGGAGCAGAGAAAGAAGCUGGGUCUUCCGGAGCCUCCCUCGUUCGAGGAGUGGGUGAAGCAGAAGGAGCAGGAGAUCAACCAGGCCAUUGAGAAGGACAGAAACAUCAAGGAGGAGACGAAACCCACCAUUCCCACAAAUGCAAGCACAUCGCCUGCCUCAGAGGAAUCACGAGUCUAGAUAGCUCUCGAGUUCGGGGGCUUGGGGAAUCGGCCGAGAGGAGACACGUUAUGUACCAUUAUCAACACGGUGACGCUGCUCUAGUCAAGCGGCAUACUUUGGGACGUCGCUUGUUUUCUCACGGACACUGGAGGAGUUCGGAAGAUCAGUGACACGUCCAUACAUCAUUUCUGUCGGAAUUGUAUAUCAAACAUCUCUGCAUGUCGUUAUAAGUUAAAUUGAUACGGUUUAUUGCACACAAUGCUCGUUUGUAUCGAGUACUUAUCCAUCUCGGGAUGAGAUACCAUGCUUAGGUUCU